Messenger RNA from Diversispora eburnea, 1500 nucleotides. The record is from the annotation of a GenBank genome assembly. Lineage: Eukaryota; Fungi; Glomeromycota; Glomeromycetes; Diversisporales; Diversisporaceae.
AUGGGUAAUCAUCCUAGCAAAACAUAUGAAGCUCAAUAUUCAGAAAUACUUUCCCAUUUUUCAGAAGAUGAAAAGACUGCGCUCUUGCAAAAUUUCAAUGAAUUCAGUGAGCUAUCUUUAGGCUCACAGAAACAUGAAAAACCUGAAGUAACCCCCUUAAGCAUCAAAAAUCAUUUACCUCCUAUAAUUGGAGAAUUGCUUAAAGACGGAUUUGUCAUAUAUAUUCAAUCCCAAUCAAUAUUUCACAAAAAAAAAUCAGCACAGGAGAAGCAAGAAAAACUUUCCAUUCAACUGAAUAAUUCAAUUGUCAUAACUAAGCUUGAUUUUAUAUCUGCUAUAUAUAAUUUGAUAAAAACUGCCCCAACAGAUCAAUCACAAGCAGCAUUCAUUAUUGGACAGUUAUCAACGAAUACUUUAAGAACCUUUGUGGAAGAAGUUAUUCGGCCGGCAUUGGUAUAUUGGUUUGAAGGAAGUUAUUUUAGAAAGAAUGGUCAAAAAAAUAAGAAGAAAGAUUCAUAUUUUGAUGAUGAUGCAUCUUUAAUCAAUUAUUUAAUUUGUUUUCCCAAACUUAAAUAUGGAAAACCCGAAGAUGAUAAUUUAUUAUCAAAUAUUAUCAAAGAAUCCGAAAUAGAGGAUUAUUUUAAUCAAGGCUCUUUUAUGGAUUGGUUUAUCGCUAAUAUACCAUAUCAAAAUUUAUUCAAUAUUCUCUUGACUCGUUUAUUUUUACAUCGAACAAUUUCACAUUAUUCUGAAGAUGAAAUUCUCAAAUCAAGAUUGUCUAAUGUUAUUUCUCCCCAAAUUUUUUCAAAUUAUUCAUUACCAAAUUUUUCUCGACUUUUAUCACCAGCAGAUUAUUAUAUGAUAAAUAGUAAUUUACCACCUGAUUGUAGAACGACUAUUCAUACAUUAUUAUUUUCAUCAGCUCGCGAUGGUGAGAGUUGGCACGCUUUUAUUAACUUAUUACUUUAUAAAGGUUCUACCAUUCUCGUAAUUAAGGAUAAGAAUGGUUAUAUCUUUGGAGGAUUUUCUUAUAAGGAUUGGGAAUUGAAUCCUAAAUUUUAUGGUGAUCGAAAGAAUUUCUUAUUUUCCUCGAGACCAAAAUUAAGAUUUUAUCCGGUCUCGGGAUAUAAUGAUAAUUUUCAAUAUUUGAAUUUCGGAACUAAAACGUUACCAAAUGGAAUGGGUGGUCAAUUUGAUUAUUGUGGAUUGUGGAUAGAUUCAGAUUUUAAUCAUGGACAUUCUAAAGCAGCACUUCUUUCGACUACUUAUAACAAUCCACGAUUAUCUAAACAAGAGAAUUUUCUAAUAGAAGAAGUUGAAGUUUGGUUAGUUAAACCUACCACACGAGACCCUGAUGAUAUUCCAACUGGUCCCAAGCAUUCAGCUUUAGAUCGUCAUCCAGCAGAAUUAGAACUUAUAGAAAUGGCAACUGAUCGUAAAAUGUAUUCAAAAAAUGUUCGUGAACCAGAUGUUUUACCAGGGGAUGAUGAUUUGGAGUGA